AUGGUCUUUACCGGUUCUCGGGAUGCUGGCACUGCCGGUACAGGCGGUUCUGCUCGAGGUGAUGAACAUGUGGCUUGCCUAAGCUGCUUGCAACCUGCUACUGGUUUACCUAGCGUUUUGUAUUCUAAGACUCACUUCAAAGGAGCAGUAGCGCCUCUGAGUAGCAGCUACGGACCCCUUCGUUUUCGUCUUAUCGGCGGCUUCGGGCUGGUGUUGGGUGGGUUGUUGCUUGCUGUCGCUCAUCCCGCUUCUGCAGCAAUUGCAAACACAGGCAGCAACAGACAUUUUUCUAAUUCUUUCGCCCCAAGUACGCUGCCCUCGUCCGCCAGUGAAAUCCUGGCUUCCCCCAACACUUACGUCGUUUCUGGAGGUGACCGCGGGGAAACCGAGGGCUCGAUUCGUAAAGCCUUGUUGGAGCAGCAGCUUACAAACCACCUACGCGCUGUCGAAGUGGCACGCAGAAGCCAGCAACAGGAAUUGGAACUUUCGAGGAGAGCAUCACCAACAGCAGCAUCGACACAACCACCAGGAAUCGCUGCAGCAACUGCAACAGCAGCAGCACUACCUCGAUACCAGCGGUGGGCCAAUGCAGCAGAAGACAAAGAGGAAGACAGCAGCGCUUCGAAUGGUAGCUACGAUGACCGUAACUACAGGAAGCCUGUUGCAGCAACUCCGUUUUCUCCCGCCGUUGCCGCUAAUGUUCCUGGUGGUGCAACCCCUUCUGCUGUGGCCCCUGCUAAUACGGGCUCUGCAACAGAUCCUCGCGUCCAGCUCCAGGCCUUGCAAGAGGCUUUUGAGGCUCACCUGGAGGAGCAACUGGCAGCAGCGCGCCUAGAGGGAGCCCGUCUGGAGCGCGAGCGGCUGGAGAAGGAGUAUGCACGCUUGGAUCGAUAUAGGGAACGAUCCCAGGAAAUACGAGCUGGAGAGAGACACUCUGUGGUGCCGCGGGAAAGGGUGGAGAGGCAGAUCCGCGGUUCGCACUUAGUUGUUCAGUCACCAGUAGACAGCAGAAACGGCACCAGCAGCAGCAGCAGAGGCAGCGACAGCAGCAGCGGAUUGUCAUCUCGCGAGGAGGUAGGGCACCCGGUGAUGGUGCUUAGAGAUCCGCAUGGUCCGGAGUCUUCACAUACACGCAGCAGGACGGAGGUACGGCAGCAGGAGAGACACAGCCAGCAGUACCCGAGGCCUGUGGAGCCAAUGGACAGGCAUCCAGAGAACCGCAGCAGUAGCACCUUGCAGACAGAAGAGGAGGCGUUGGAGGCAACACGAAGGGAGAAAGAAGAAGCUAUGAGAGAAAGAGAUAUGCUCCUACACCAGUUGCAGCAGCUGCAAAGGCUACAAGACGAGCAGCACGCGCUGCAAGAGCAGGCUGAAGGAGACAGGAAACAGAGAGAAGCCGAAGAACAAGCUGCGAGGGGCAGAAACAACGAUGAACAGCAGCAGCAGCUACUCCGGCAGUAUCAUGACCAGCAGCAGCAUCGUACAGAGGUCCAGAGAAUGCAGCGCGCCGGAGAACAGCAGCGCAUUGUGGACAACUCGGAAAGAACGCAACAAACCCGCCAGGGCGCCUUGCGUGUCGAAGCGCUCAGCCAGAGCAGCCAAACAGCUAACAGCUACAGCAGCAGCAACAGCAACAGCAACACUGGAACUAUUGAAGCCGUCACCGGUCAUGUCUCCCGAGUGAGGAACUCCGUUCAGCAGCAGCAACAGCAGCAGAGCUCUGGCCGUGUUGAGGAGGGAGGCAGAGGGGAGAUACUGCACAGGCACCAGGGACAGCAAACGGAGAGGGGCGGUGACCUCGCUGAGAAGAUAGACAGCCUGAUGCAGUCACUGCAAACUGCGCUGCCGCAAAUCCGGGUCAGAGAUAGAAACGGGGAUAGAGAUAGCAGUUUGCAAAAACAGGAAACGGAGACGGCUUCAGAGAUCCUCACAGACGCCAGAGAAAAUCAAAGGCACCUGCCCCAUCCAAGGCCGGCAGGAAGCCCAAGCAGCAGCAGCAACAACAGUAGGAUAAAUACCAGCAGCAGCCAGCAUCUACCUGCCGCGCUUCCCUCCCCGCCUGCUCAGCGAACAACAAUGUCCUCUGGAGGGGCUUCUGCUCCUGCACCAGCAGUGGUAGCCCAUGCAGGGAACGCUGGCGUCAUCCCGCCCUCCAUUAGCGGCAGUCCGUUGCAAGCUGGGGGCUAUAACUUGAGGAAUUACCGCAACAGCAACUUGACUGUAUCUGUUCCUUUGGAUUCCUCCAAUCGGCAGCUGGUGCACAGAGAAAAGAAGAGCAAAGCAGCAACCCAGGACGCCGAUGCUGACGAUGCAGCAGAACGCAGCAGAAAGGAAGAAUGGCAGGAUCAAAGCUACAAAAGAGCGUACGAGACCGGAGAAAUAACAGUGCAGGAGAACGUAGAUGAAGCAAAGGCAGAGACAGGCGAGGCUGCGCUUCCCAACAGAGGCAGCCGCAACAACAUGGAUUCCACUGAGCAUACAGCGGACGAGCAGCACCCUGCUCUACAGCAGAGCGAUAUAAAAAACCUGUCUAGCCUGCCACCUCUCGCGGCCUCUGCAGCAAACGAUGCAGAAGAAGCAUACACAAACGAAGUGAGGCUGCCGACCUCAAUCCCCUCCCGCGCAGCAACACUCAGGAAACGCGAAACUCAAAAGGCGGUAAUGGCGGCAGGUUCCACGCAGGAACAGCAGCAGCAUGAACCCGAGGAGCAACAGAAAGAGCACCAACAACCGGAGGAUGGAGGUUUCUUUGUGCAACAAGGCGGCACGCCGUCUGUGCAGGUGCGUCGGCUGGCGGCAACGGACAAACCAGAGGCCGAAGCUGCACCACAAAACGUGGAAGAAGAAGAAGAGAAAGAAGAUUAUAACGAAGAGGAUGACUUGUAUGAAUUCGUUUGGGAGGCCGAAAAUCAAGACGACUCAUUAGACUGGACUCAAAAUGCAAUUAAAAAUAUGAACGGAGAUAUAGAGGCAGAGACGCAAACACCUCUCGUACUGAACCUUCAACAGAGAGCCACACUCUUGCAAAACGCAAAACAACAGCAGCAGCAGCUUAAGCAAAAGCGCCUAGCUGCGGCAGCAGUUGCUGCACGCGAUGAGGCAAAGGCUGCAUCAAAUAAUAGUGUAACAACUGCACCCAACGUGGGAGGAGAGGACGGUACUGCAGCCGCAGCACCAGUCGACACUGCAGCAGCAGCAACACCGACGUCGUCGGAUUUGGCGAAAAUUAGCAGCAGGGCCUUGCCGCGUUCUCUCGCCGGUCUAAGGAAGCGGAGGCGCUAUCAGCAGCAGGACGAGGGCCGGCGCAGCAGCUCCUCAGGUUCUCUAGAAGACGACGACCCUUCCUUAGCAUCAACCGACGAGUUCCCCGUUGUUGAGCUGAGUACGUCUUCCUCUCGACCUCCUCCCUCUGGCCCGCAGACGCCCUGGAUCGGCGCUGCGUGGCAGAGCGGCAGCAGCAGCAGCAGCAGUGCAGGGCAGCAUGGUCUUGAAGACGGAGCGAACUAUCCUAACACGCCCUACAGAACUUAUAUGUAUUACCCAAACCCCUUCAGCAGCCCCUACAGCACUCAUUCAUACCGAGAGGACUACGGAACCGUCUUUAACAACUUGUACUAUCAUGACUCUUCCCCCAAGAAAGUGUUGUCGUGGAAAGAAUACAUGCGCAGAAAAGAAGAGAAAAAGGCACAGGAGAAACGCUUGCAGGAAGAAGAAAACGAACCCAAGGUAGGGGUCCUUCAGCUCAGGCCGGCUGCAGGACAGCAGCAAAUUGGCAUCAUCGACACAAACGGACGCAGAAGCUACCAGCGCUCAUACACAUCGCCAUCUCAACGCUCCCCAUACAGCAGCAGCUCUAGAAGCAGUAGCGCCACUGCCAGCAGUAGCACCAGCAGUGCUAGUAUUGGAGCGAGUACAAGCAGACCAUCUCAAACUAUUAGAUGGGCGCCUUCUCCGUCCACCUUGCAGAGCAGCAGCAGCAGUAGCGAAAGUAGCAGCAGUAGCGACAGGAAUAACAUCGGAAGCAGCAGCAAUACGACGCCCCAAGUAGCCAGUGUGGGGUCUUCUGCCUCACCACUACAGAGCAGCAGCAGCAGGUCACCCCAAGCAGUGAGUUGGGCGUCUUCUGCCUCACCCCUACAGAGCAGCAGCAGCAGGCCACCCCAAGUAGUCAGUUGGGCGCCUUCUGCCUCACCGCUACAGAGCAGCAGAAGCCGUAGUGGCAGAACUUCAGUCUCCUUCACUCCGUUCAGCUCCACUCCAACACGCCGCUUUUUGUCCGACCAGAAGCAGCAGGAGCAGCAAUGA
This is a messenger RNA of Eimeria maxima, 4305 nucleotides long. RefSeq lists its product as hypothetical. The coding region runs from base 1 to 4305 and encodes 1434 amino acids. NCBI's taxonomy places the organism in Eukaryota, Apicomplexa, Conoidasida, Eucoccidiorida, Eimeriidae. The record is from RefSeq and is a predicted model, not a curated record. The transcript has a single exon.